GCACCAUCCCCGAGCAGCUAUCCCCAGCCAAGCACUGUCAGGGGCCGUUUUGUGUCGAGAAGGCCUGAGGACAUUGACGUAGAAGAUGUGUGAGGAAGAGGACAGCACUGCCCUUGUUUGUGACAAUGGGUCUGGUCUCUGUAAAGCCGGCUUUGCUGGGGAUGAUGCUCCAAGAGCAGUUUUCCCUUCCAUUGUGGGUCGUCCCAGGCACCAGGGUGUGAUGGUUGGUAUGGGUCAAAAAGACAGCUACGUAGGUGACGAAGCUCAAAGCAAGAGAGGAAUCCUGACCUUGAAAUACCCCAUAGAACAUGGCAUCAUUACAAACUGGGACGACAUGGAGAAGAUUUGGCAUCACUCUUUCUAUAAUGAGCUCCGUGUUGCACCUGAAGAACAUCCAACUCUACUGACUGAAGCACCACUGAAUCCCAAAGCCAAUAGAGAGAAAAUGACCCAGAUAAUGUUUGAGACUUUCAAUGUGCCAGCCAUGUAUGUAGCUAUUCAAGCCGUUCUGUCGCUCUAUGCUUCUGGACGUACCACAGGGAUUGUGCUUGACUCUGGGGAUGGUGUCACCCACAAUGUGCCAAUCUAUGAAGGCUAUGCCUUGCCACAUGCCAUCAUGCGUCUGGACCUGGCUGGCCGUGACCUGACAGACUACCUCAUGAAAAUCCUGACAGAACGUGGCUACUCCUUUGUGACCACUGCGGAACGUGAAAUUGUCCGUGACAUCAAGGAGAAGCUGUGUUACGUGGCCCUGGACUUUGAAAACGAGAUGGCCACUGCUGCCUCUUCCUCCUCUCUGGAAAAAAGCUAUGAGCUUCCUGAUGGCCAGGUGAUCACUAUUGGAAAUGAACGCUUCCGCUGCCCAGAGACCCUCUUUCAGCCAUCUUUCAUUGGCAUGGAGUCUGCUGGCAUUCAUGAAACCACUUACAACAGCAUCAUGAAGUGCGAUAUAGACAUCAGAAAGGAUCUUUAUGCCAACAACGUGCUGUCUGGAGGCACUACAAUGUACCCUGGUAUUGCAGACAGGAUGCAGAAGGAAAUAACUGCUCUGGCUCCUAGCACUAUGAAGAUCAAGAUCAUUGCUCCUCCUGAACGUAAGUACUCCGUCUGGAUUGGAGGUUCUAUUCUUGCCUCCCUCUCUACUUUCCAGCAGAUGUGGAUCAGCAAACAGGAAUAUGAUGAAGCUGGCCCAUCCAUUGUUCACCGCAAAUGCUUUUAAAUUGUUUUGUCUUUAUGUCUCCUUAGUGUAUUACUGUGAAUGUAUUCAGGAAAAUACAUUCUUAUAAUUUCAUUCCAUAAACUCUUCAUCAUAAUGACUCUAGUUAAUUGGAUAUAAUGUAUUUUUGGUGAAUAAAUUUCAAAUAUGCUAUGAA
This is a messenger RNA of Eurypyga helias (sunbittern), 1373 nucleotides long. RefSeq names its product actin, aortic smooth muscle. The transcript has 9 exons. The coding region runs from base 86 to 1219 and encodes 377 amino acids. NCBI's taxonomy places the organism in Eukaryota, Metazoa, Chordata, Aves, Eurypygiformes, Eurypygidae. The record is from RefSeq and is a predicted model, not a curated record.